Molecule: messenger RNA, 433 nt
Organism: Meloidogyne enterolobii
Lineage: Eukaryota; Metazoa; Nematoda; Chromadorea; Rhabditida; Meloidogynidae
Source: the annotation of a GenBank genome assembly
AUGGCAGGAGCUGAUGCUGCUGCAGGUGGUUUCUUUCUUUGGCUAUACGUGAUGCUGAUUUUUAUUUGGUCAUGUCUUCCCUGUAUCAUAAUCUGUGUCACUGUUGGCGGUACUAUAGGUCUCAUCGCUUACUGUAUCAACAAAAGCAACAGAGAGGAACGGGAGAAUGCCAUGCGGAUCCAACAAAUGGUUAUCCAAAGGUCAAAUUCUAAUGUAAACGUCUAAUCACAACUACCACUAUAGGCGAUGAACAAUAAAAGAAGUAAAGAAAUUAGAAGUGAGGGAAGGAAAAUAAAUAUAAUUUCUUAAAUAAUUUUGUUUUGUUGGAUUUUGUUGUAGAUUUAUUUAUUUUGUUGUUUAUUGUAAAUAUUAAGGAGUAUUUUAAUUUAUAAAGGAGUAUUUUAAUUUUAGGGGAAAUAAGGAAUUUUAUUUU